This is a messenger RNA of Oncorhynchus masou masou (cherry salmon), 9161 nucleotides long. It is a transcript of the gene rab11fip3, whose product is annotated as RAB11 family interacting protein 3 (class II). Gene Ontology annotation, cellular component: cleavage furrow; endocytic vesicle; recycling endosome membrane. Bases 1733 to 4963 code for a protein of 1076 amino acids. Gene Ontology annotation, molecular function: calcium ion binding. The record is from RefSeq and is a predicted model, not a curated record. The transcript has 12 exons. Gene Ontology annotation, biological process: endocytic recycling; regulation of cytokinesis. NCBI's taxonomy places the organism in Eukaryota, Metazoa, Chordata, Actinopteri, Salmoniformes, Salmonidae.
GUAUGCGGCGGAGGGAUGGCAAGGGCCGGGUAUUUGCUGCUGAUGCUGAUGACAGUGUGAACGGCCUCUGCGCUCCUUUAUAUCGUUAUACCUCAGUGCUGUAAUCACGGUUUAGAAAUGUGGCAACAUAUUUUGUAUGUUUGACACAUACAGAAGCAUCUUCAGACGGAGAAUCAUGUCUUUGGAGAGCGUUAGGAUGGUAAAUACAUUUCGGGAGGCCGGGAGAAGCUGAAGAAAUUUUAAGCAAGCGGACUGAAUUUGUUCCUGACACAGGUGGAUGAUUGUUGGAUCCGAAACGUCUGGAUAAAAACACAAAACGCGGAUGUAAAUGAAAAGUAUCGUCAGAACGAAUAAACUGACUUAAAUGGGAAAAGGAAAUUAGCUGAAGGUCUUCAUAUUCAGUCUACUUUUGCUUCAGAAUCAAGGGCUGACGAAUUGGCUCGUUAGCUAGCUAGUUAACAAGCUAACUAGCUCGAGCUUCCUUCAGGAUAUUAUAGGGAUGCUCGGACGCCUUCGCGUUAAAUCAAUGUUAAUAUUGCCAAACAUGUUAUUGUCAGUCUGCAAGCAUUUGCAUGCUUUACAUGGAGUUCAGCGUUGCUAGCUAACUAAGUUAGCAAGCUAGCUAUUUAUUUACUCGAAGGUUGGCGUAUUAUAAUCCACUGUCAAGUUAAAACACAUCUCGCAUUGGCUAAAAGCUAGCUAGCUAGCUGGUUAACCAGUUGACGUUAGCUACAGUCACACUUUGAAACCAAAUUGUCGAUAACCGAGUGGCAGUGCCACAUAUUAGUACAUGUUAACUAGUUAAAAGUAGUUAAACGUUGGUGAUAUUAUUGCAUCCAAUUUAUAGCACGAAUCCAAUGUUUGCUUAUUUUCCAGACUGAAUUUUUUGGCAGUCAGCUGUAUUAGCAAGACUAUGCUUGACAACAACCGGGGCAACUGACAGCUAAAAUUAGUCCGUCCCAAUGAUGCUGGAGAUGGGGACAGUAAAUUUAUAUAGCACGCCGUGUUUAUCAUUUGCUUCCCUUUUCCUUGAUCAGGUUUGACCAUUUUCUAUCAAGCUAAACUGAUCAAUUCCCUUACUAUCACAGGAACUCAUCUUUUUGUGUGUUAUGUCACUUCAUAUUGUCUUGUAAUAUCAUAGUCAUUGUAUGACAUUGGCAUGGAAUUAGAAUACUAACUAUUAGAAUAUAGUAAUUUAAUAGGAUCGAUAUGAACAUUAGCAUGUUGCCCCAGUAAUAGUUUGGUUCUUAGAACAUUUCUAUUUAGUCUGUGCUAUUUUGCUAAGCCACAUGUCACCAAUUAAUGUUGCAUUCUAAAGUAUACAUCAAAGUUCAUAAUUCUAUGGAAUGAAUUAUACAUUUUUCUGAAAAUGCACAUUGGAUUAGUUGACAACAUUUAAAAAAAAAUGCAGGGUUAGUCACUGUAAAUGCAUGAGUAGUGGAUAAUUUAAGGCAACAUCAACAAUUAUGGCAAGUAGACAAAUCAAUGAAUAUAGGGAGUACACUGGUUAUAAGCACUAAGGUGUUUACACAGUGCUGAGAUGUCAUAAAUUCAGAGCUGGACAGGCAGGUUUUUAUUUACCAUCAUGCAACAUUUGCCUAUGGAUCUAAUCAAGGAUAUCAACUGCCAUGUGUAGAAUAACAAUAUUGAAAUUGAGAAAGAUUUGGAUUUUGACUUUAAUGUAAGAGGAAUUAUAAGCUUUCUCAAAUUUGCUCAGGAAUUAUCUAUUUAAAUGGAACAGACUCUGAUGUCGAGCCCUCUGGGGCAUUCUGAGUGGGAUCCAGAAGGCACAAGCUCCCAUGGAUUCAUCCUCUUGGAUUCAGAGAAAGGAGCCAUAAUGCCUCAGAGAAAAGGUGGUCAGACGGCUUUGGAUUUCCAGAAAGUUGACCAGGAUGUAUCUCUAUGCCUGGAAGAGCUUUUCCAGGAGAACGCCUUAAAUUUAGACAGUCUUUUCAGGACCUCCAGUUACUCUGGUGGAGACAAGAUUUUGCCAUGGGAGGGAGAUCAAUCUAAUCAUUCUCAAGAUGUUCCCCUGGACAAACCUCUAGAGUUAUCGCCUCUCAAAGACAAAAUUGAGGAACAUAACAAUGUAAGUGACAGUCCUCUACCUUGGCUGUUAUUCUCUAAAACCACUGAUUUGCUCAGGGACAACUCAGUGUGCGAGGAACUAAAUUCCCUGCAAGAUCCACCUGUGAGUUACACAGACUCUGUUAACAGUUACAAGGAGCUGAUAACCCUCAGUGAACCUCCUUCUCCUGUGAAGGUUUCAGAUAGGACUCCAGAUACCAACACAGAGGCUUCCUCUUUGUUGGUAGAUCACCUCUCAUCUGAAAACUUCACCUUCUCCCCCAGCCCUGCCCCUUCAGGUGAGGUGAACCCACAGGGUGUCAGUAAGGAGCUUUUACUCCUGUCACUGGAUGAGGACAGUGGCUUCCCUCCUCCCUUACAGGGCGGAGAGACUGUGUCACCUGAAACCGGGGACAAAGGUUUAUUCCUGGAACCUGUGACUGAUCUACCCACAGUCAGUAACAGUACCCCUGAAGGUUUACCUGAGAGCAGCUUCUCACACAACAACAUCCAUACUGACUGCGCUAGAGAAUCUCCAGGGGUUCAGGUGGGAUCUGUGCCUUUGCUGGAUCUGGAGGUUCCUGACUGCGACAGCAGCCUCAGCCUCUGCCCUACUCCUCUUGAGUCACCUACCUGCACAGGUGCAUCACCUGCAGAGGAUUCAGAGCAGGAACACACUUUGGCUACUUCAAUUCUGACUCUAUCAGAGCACAGAGGUGAGGGGGACUCGUCCCUCCUUCUGAACUCUUCACCACCAUCGAUUGAACCCCCAUCGCCAAAGUUCCUCUCCAACAGAGAUGCUUCGGUCCUUGGUCAACUGCCCAGUGGCUGCAGCUCCGAGGAGAAUGGCCCCCAAGAUUUGAUGGAAGACAAAAUUAUCUUUGAUUUUACCAAACAUGAGGGAGAGGAGGAAAUGGCUCUGGAUCAGUGCUUGACCUCAGACGUGCUGCCCGAUGAGGAAACGUUGGACUUGAAACCACCUGAGGCUGUACAGGGUGACAGUGUUCCUGCCUUACAAACUGAACAGCGCGAUGGGGAAAGGUUGGCUGACUUGGACCUGUUUGCCGGAACCACGGAUUGUCACAAACGUGAUAGUUUUGAUUGCCCAGUUCUGGAGUUGAAUGGUUUGUCUUCUGACUCUGGAUGGACUAGUGAACAAACAGUAGAGACGCUGUCACUCUCUAAAAUGGUGGGGUCUGACUCCAUGGUCCCCAUAGUGAAUCAGAGAGAGGAAGACCCAUCACCUCUGAAGGCAGUGUUUGACGCUCUGGACCAGGAUGGGGAUGGAUUUGUACGCAUUGAGGAGUUUAUGGAGUUUGCUGCUGCCUAUGGGGCUGACCAGGUGAAGGAUCUGACCAAGUUCCUGGAUCCAAGUGGGCUGGGGGUGAUCAGCUUCGAGGACUUCCAUCGAGGAAUCUCGGCCAUCAGCAAUGGAGGGACAGAGCCCCAGCUCUACGAUGUGCACUUCAGCCCAGGGGACGGAGCCGUGGGCUGCUCAGAGGAGUACGAUGAGCAAAACGAGGUGACGGACAGUGCAUACCUGGGCUCGGAGAGCACUUACAGCGAGUGUGAGACGUUCACCGACGAGGACACGGGAGCCCUGGUCCAGCCCGAGAUGCACGAGGAUGUGGAGACGGACAGCGGCAUCGAGGCCACGCUCCACGACCCAGAGGACAGUAGCAACAGGUUCUCCCUGAGCUCUGAGUUGAACAGCCACACCCUGGUGACAGUGAUUGGUGGGGAUGAGGAACAUUUUGAGGACUUUGGGGAGAGCAACACCUCGGAGCUGCUGCUGGACACCACUGAGGAGGGAACCGAGGGAGAGGGGGACUCAUCCCACCUCCAGACCCCCGACCAGAGCAACUGCUCCUCCCUGCUACUCUCUCCCAGCUCCAGCAAGAGGCUGUCCAGCAAGAAAGUAGCACGACACCUCCUCCAGAACAGCUCCAUGACGCUGGACAGCAUGAGUGAGCUGUCCCGGGACAUCCUGGACCUGGCUGACACCGACAUCACUGACAAGGUGCUCCUGCUGGAGCGUCGCGUGGCAGAGCUGGAGAAGGACUCGGAGGCUAGCGGGGAGCAGCACGCGCGCCUCCGUCAGGAGAACCUGCAGCUGGUGCACCGGGCCAACGCCCUGGAGGAGCAGCUCAAGGAGCAAGAGCUCCGCGCUGAGGACCACCUGCACCAGGAGACCCGCCGCCACAAGGAUGCCCUCACCAAGCUGGAGCGGGAGAGGGGCCUGGAGCUGGAGAACCUGCAGGCUAGGCUGCAGCAGCUGGAUGAGGAGAACAGUGAGCUGAAAUCCUGUGUGCCCUGUUACCGCGCCAACAUCGAGAGACUAGAGGAGGAGAAGAGGAAGCUGGAAGACGAGGUGGAGGACGUGACGGAGCGGAUGAACGAGGAGCUGGAAACCCGGAGGAAGACGACCGACAAGCUGACCCACGAGCGCCACCAGAACCAGAAGGAAAAGGAGCACACGCAGGAGCUGAUUGAGGACCUGCGGAAGCAGUUGGAGCACCUGCAGUUGUACAAGCUGGAGGCAGAGGCUAGGAGAGGACGCUCUCCCAGUGCCGGGCUGCAGGAGUACCAGAGCCGCACCCGCGAGGCCGAGUUGGAGCAGGAGAUCCGACGCCUCAAGCAGGACAACCGCAGUCUGAAGGAGCAGAACGAUGAGCUGAACGGCCAGAUCAUCAACCUGAGCAUCCAGGGAGCCAAGAACCUGGUGACGGCCUCCUUCUCCGAGUCGCUGGCUGCCGAGAUCAACUCUGUGUCCCGGGGAGAGUUGAUGGAGGCCAUCCGCAAGCAGGAGGACGUCAACUUCCGACUACAGGACUACAUCGACCGCAUCAUCGUGGCCAUCAUGGAGUCCAACCCCUCCAUGCUGGAGGUCAAGUAGAGGUGGCCGUCUUGGAGUAAGGCAGCCUGGCGGCCUCUCCGCCUCGCUGGACUGCCAUACUAGGACAGACUGGCUAAACACUUAAAGACUGGCUACUGAGACUGACCACAGAGAAAGCAAUACCUAUUGAACUAUACUAGGUGGGGGAAAAGUACUCCAAUUAUCAUUAAAGAAGAUGUAUUUUUUUGUCACUGUUGGUGGCUGUUGUCUAUGAGAAAAUAAGCUACAUGGUUUAACGUCCCUGGGAUUUGAGCUUUGCUUUGUGUGUGUGUCUGUUCCCCCUGUAUACAGUAGGCUUUGGUUCUAAUGACUUCCCUGCAUUUGGGUAGAGGGACCUGAGUUUUCCUUGUGUGUCUGAGGUUGUGUGUGCAAAUGUGUUUUCUCUGAGGAACUCUUGGAAUCCAUGGAAGACCUGGUUAACGGGUCACUGUCCCCUUAAAUAUCUUAUUGGCAAUGAAAUCUUGUGAGCCCCAAUGCUAGCAUGAUUCUAAAAUGUAUUGUCCUUGCACUACAUAUCAGCCGAUAUCAUCUUUCACCAUGAGCUCAGUAAAUGAACUCCUGGGGUGUUUUGGGAGCGUUCUCCUGUAUCAGACUGAACCGUGUUUAAUCCACGUUUAAACCGUAUGUAGCACUGGUCAGGGGACGAGGUCAGAUGAUGUUGACCCUGGCUGCUCUCUUGAACACAGACUUGCGGUGGCACCUACUACAUAAACCGUGUCACGUUUGCAGUGUAAGUCUUUAUCCUGGUUUGACUUUUGACUUGGAUUAUAUUCCCAGUGUGAGUUAACGCAACCCAGGUGAGGGACAUUUCCUGGGGUAGAGGACAAGAAAUGCCCUGAGGGUUAGUGUGUGUGUGUGUGUGUGUGUGUGUGUGUGUGUGUGUGUGUGUGUGUGUGUGUGUGUGUGUGUGUGUGUGUGUGUGUGUGUGUGUGUGUGUGUGUGUGUGUGUGUGUGUGUGUGUGUGUGUGUGAGAGAGUGCAUGCAUUUGUGUAAGUGUGUGUUACGUUUUUUUUGUGUUGCUUGCAAUACUUUGUUUUGAAAAAAGGUUAAAAAGGUUUGGUGACUACAAUGGUAGUAACACGAAUGACAUGUUCAUUCUUGUGAGCCUCAAUGUCUCCACAGUGAAGCUGAGUGGCUCAUUGUUUGCUGUAUCUCCGUUUGUUUUUACAAUGAAACAGAGUCCUAGGGGGUCAGGCGGGCUAAAUACUCCAAUACAAGAACACUUCUCCAUCACAUCAAUUCCUUUUAAUGUAAGCUCUGACUUUGAGGUAGUUAAAAACGGACAAAUACUGACAAAUGUUGGUCAUACUGACAGGAAAUAAUUGGAUUGUCUAACUUGGACACUAAAUCAAAAGGAGAGAAAAUGUUGCUGUGUUGUUUUUAUUUGAGCUGAGUGCGCUGGGAAGUGUUGUUCUUUUAAAGUGUGACUGACCCACCUGAUCCUUAGUGGAGCCUUGCUGAGUGAAAGUGAAAGGGAGCCAGUUUAUCCAGUGGGAAGGACAUGUCUGGUCUGCUUGUAACCAAAAACAUUUACUGGAUAAGUGACUUACUUUCCAUAAAGAUGUUCAGACAGAAAAUGCUGAAUAAUUUCACUAAUGAAUAAUGUCUUAUUGAAGGAAUUAGAAUCGGUUCAUUUAUCGGGGGGUUUAGACAAAAAAAGUAUUAUUUGUAUAAAAAAAAAAUAUAAAAAAAUGUAAAGUUUAUUGUGAAGGGAUGUAAUCCUAAUAUGACGAUAUAUUGUUUUAAAACAAUAUGAAUGAAUUAAGAAUGCUGAAUUGAUUUGAAAACUGACCUUUUUUGAAGAGGUUACAUGUCGUUACUCUCCCGCAGAUUUUUGAUUUAAAGGAGCGGAACACGUUCAACACUUAGAUGAAGCAAUAAUGUUUUGAAGAACAGUGGAGAACUAAGAAGAACAGACGUCGUGGACAAACGGACAUCAGCAAACCAACAAAACUCCCUUCUUUUACUGUAUGAGCCUCAGUUGACUAAGCACCAAUCUGAAUUUCCUGGAACUUUUCGCCACAUUUCUGGACGUAAGCAAGAGGAAAUGAGAAUGGCAGACUUUUAAUACACGUCAUCAGUGCUACCUAUUCACUAAUGCACUCCCUGAGACGGAGAUACUGGACAUAUUGAAGGAUAUCACUGUUGCUGACUCUUACUUGCUGGAACUGCUGACAACUUGUGGUUUGUCCCUGUGUGAAAGGGAUGAACAGCAACGUAUACUGUACCAACCGUCGCAGCUAUACUAAAAAAAAACUACCGCAGCCACCUCCACCACCUAUAAAACUCUUGCUACAGUAUGUCACCACGCUUUUCUCCUCUUCAGCGCUCCAUGGAAAAUGGCCUUGGGUGUAAACGACUUGUACAUGUCAUUUUUUCCCCCGAGCCUUUAGAUUCUAGGUAUUUUUAUAGUUGGGGGGGGGAUUGCAUUUUUCAUAAUUUUCUUUUUGGUCUUCUGCUGAAAAAUAAUAUGAUCCUCCCCCAAGGGAGGGUCUUGUGUACGCCGCUCUCGCAUGUAGCCCGUACACGUCAAUUUCUCCCGUCUGAAUCACAUCCAGAUAUUUAUUCUGCAUUUCAUUUCACAGUCCCUGCCCUGUUGUUUCUCUCUAAUAGCAGUUGUUUUUGAGGGAAAGGUUUGUAAAUAGUUUUGGAAUCUAUGGAUUCUCAAGGGAAACUGGCAUUUAAUGGUUGAAUGCUACUCGAGGGGAACUUGUUGAUUUGAGAAAAAUAGUUGUUUAUUUUAGAUUGAAAUGUAUAUCUUGUACUCAAGGUAGCAUACAGUACAUUUCAAAAGUGUUGCAUUGAGCACCCAUUGAAUUGGAAACACUGGCGUGCUUCAGUCUCGUCUGACCAAUUCAAAAUGUCUGUUUAUGGUGAGGUCUUUCCACUUCAACCCAACUGAAGUGUGAUCCACUGUACUGCUGAGGUUGCAGACAGUGGCCUCAUGAAGGGCAUUGUCAUUGUAGUCAACGUCAGUGACACAUGCCAACUCUGUUAUCGCCCCAGCUGAGAACAGGCACUGCACAGAACUACUGAUCACUAUUGUAUAUCACUUUCUGAAUCUUUAAAACCGAUCAUUAGGUUCACCGAACCAUAUCAUGAGGAGGUCAGUGGAGUUGCACUGCGCCUGAUGCCUCGGGACAGAUAGUGAGGCCUCAGAAAGCCAGCCCACAGAGGGCUGAACUGUCUGAGUGGUUCAAGUCAUUCUGCCUUUGAGUGUAAUAGGUUGCUUUCCCCAGCAUAUAUGAGCCUCAAGAGGCUUCAGCCAAUCAUUUACUACUACAGUACCCAGCAGCCAGUGGUGCAUUCCUAGGAGGAAACCAUAAGACAUAUCUUCCCCUAUCUUACAUGGAGACAGCAGCAGGAUUACCCUAUUUUCUGUUUAUUCCUUGUUUAUUUUUCAUUUCAGACUGUCUACUGUAGACGGCUAGUUGUGAGACUUACACUAGCAUGAUUGCUAGCUGACUGAUUAGACUAAGAACAGAGUCCUGUCCAGACAUUACACUUGAUUCAAUGGGAUUCUCUAAUGCACUUUAAACACGUUCCAAUUUCUUUUUAACCACAUAAUUUUAAAACUGACCAAAGAACAGAAGUUUUACUUCUCACUGACCAUUUUAACUAUCGGCUCACACUCUCUUCCUUGCUGAAAUUUGAAAACGUUAUCAUCAGAAGAGUAAUUCAUUAUCAUUGCUGAGUCCAACUCUGCCCUGAAAAACUGGCCUGCUAGUCUUAACACUGUGCCUCUCUCUCAUAAUUUCCCCUCUUACUAACCUGAUGACGAGCCCUUGGAAAACACUGACCGUAUGUGACUGUCAGUUUGUUAAAUUAUACUUAUAAAAACUUAAAUGUGUAUAUAAAAUGGUUUGUGAUUUUUUUUUUUUGGCUCUCACACUAGCUUCCAAUGUCCAAAGAAAGUUUUGCUCAAGGCACAAACAUCACUACUAUAGUAGUGCAUGGCUUGCCAUUUAAAAUGAAUGGGAAGGGAAAAAGAGAACAUUGUAGAAACAAGAAUUGUACAACUGAAGUUUAUUCUUAUUCUGAAGGAUAAUGUAUUGUUUACUGCUCUGUGUUUUUCUUUGAAGGUCCUCUGAAUGAUGUAACCUUUGUUGUUCUUGGGGAAUUAUAAUUUCAAGUCAUUGUAAAAAGGUAAAAGAAAACAAUGAAGUAAGAUUAGAAAAUAAAUCAAAUAAUAAAAUGA